Messenger RNA from Caenorhabditis sp. 36 PRJEB53466, 892 nucleotides. The record is from the annotation of a GenBank genome assembly. NCBI's taxonomy places the organism in Eukaryota, Metazoa, Nematoda, Chromadorea, Rhabditida, Rhabditidae.
AUGUCAGCUCGUGUGGCCGGAUACGCGGCCAUCGCUUUCUCCGUUUCCUCGCUCUUCCUCGUUUCCACCUUCGUUCCUGCACUGUGGAACAAGAUCAAUGACAUCACCGGGGAGCUCCAUUACGAUAUGAAUGAGUUCCGUGAUCUGCACAAUGAGGUUUGGGCCAACAUGAGAGGAGAGACCUUCGGAAACUCUGUUGUUCCGUUCGCCAGAAAGAAGAGACAGACUACCCGUCCAGGAGAAUGCGGUACGCUCCUUCUGUCCGUUUCUUUACCUCAUCCACUUCUUUUCAGUCUGCAACUCGAACAGCGCUUGCCCACCAGGAGCAGCCGGACCGCCAGGAACGCCAGGAUUGGACGGAACUGCUGGACUUGCCGGAGAUCCGGGAGCGCCAGGACUUCCAGGAAACUACCCGUCCAUCAACAUGGAUGCUCACCAGCAGUGCCGCAUGUGCCCACCAGGACCACCAGGAUUCCCAGGACCAGCUGGACCACCAGGAGCUCCAGGAGAGAAAGGAAACGACGGAGCGGCAGGACUGCGUGGACCAGACGGACACCCAGGACAUCCAGGAAAUCCAGGAUAUGGAGGAGAACCAGGAUCACCAGGAAACAAUGGACAGCCGGGAGACAAGGGAAGAGACGGAAGCCACGGAUCGAAGGGAGCUCCAGGAGCACAGGGACCACAGGGACCACAAGGACAACCAGGGUUCCCAGGACAGCAAGGGAACGACGGAAACAGCGGAGUGCCAGGAAUUCAGGGAACUUCGGGAGGUCCAGGACAAGACGGAGCUCCAGGAGCGCCAGGAUUCGACGGACAGCAGGGACCUUCGGGAACCCCUGGAGAGGAUGCCAACUACUGCAAGUGCCCUCCAAGAAGCAAGCUUUCUCGUUGA